AUGGCGCGGAAAUGCUCCGCCCAAGGGCUGAAGAAAAGCAAGCAAGCGCAGUUCCUCCCAGUAAGCCAGGCAGAUCUAAAGGAGCAAUCAAAGCAUCAAGACCAAGCCGAAGAAGUCUAUCCAGAGGUCUCUCCUGAAGAAGGGUGGAAGCCCGAGGAGGACGUCGAGUUAAUACCCUUGGAUCCUGACCAGCCAGACAAAAAAGCGCGGAUCGGCUUGCCGUCUAAGCCCAGACGAGAAGGUGGAACUUACCACCUUCCUCAAGAAUAA
Molecule: messenger RNA, 270 nt
Organism: Prunus armeniaca (apricot)
Lineage: Eukaryota; Viridiplantae; Streptophyta; Magnoliopsida; Rosales; Rosaceae
Source: the annotation of a GenBank genome assembly